AUGGAUUCUCUUGCCAUUCCUUCUCUUGUUUUGUUGUUUUAUCUUGCUGUAUCUUUGCUUGUUCCAAUUUUUCUCUUGCUCUGUGGUUUCUCCUGGUGUCCCUUCUCUUGCUCUGUGGUUUCUCCUGGUGUCCCUUCUCUUGCUCCUUGGUUUCUCCUGGUGUCCCUUCUCUUGCUCCGUGGUUUCUCCUGGUGUCCCUUCUCUUGCUCAGUGGUUUCUCCUGGUGUCCCUUCUCUUGCUCCGUGGUUUCUCCUGGUGUCCCUUCUCUUGCUCCGUGGUUUCCCCUGGUGUCCCUUCUCUUGCUCCGUGGUUUCUCUUGGUGGCCCUUCUCUUGCUCCGUGGUUUCUCCUGGUGUCCCUUCUCUUGCUCCGUGGUUUCUCCUGGUGUCCCUUCUCUUGCUCCGUGGUUUCUCUUGGUGUCCCUUCUCUUGCUCCAUGGUUUUUCUUGGUGUCCCUUCUCUUGCUCAGUGGUUUCUCCUGGUGUCCCUUCUCUUGCUCGGUUUCUCCUGCCAUUCCUUCUCUUGUUCUGUUGAUUUCUCUUGCUGUCCCAUCACUUGUUCCGUCACUUCUCUCACUCUAUGGUUUCUGUUGUCACCCCUUGUCUUCCUCCGUGGUUUCUCUUGCUGCACCUUCUCUUGUUCCAGUGUUUUAUCUUGCUGUCCAUUCACUUUUUCCGUCCCUUCUCUUGCAACCUGGUUUCUCUUGCUGCCCCUUCUCUUACUCUGUGGUUUCUCUUGCCUUUCUUUCUCUUGCUGUCCCUUUGCUCAUUCCAUCCUUUCUCUUACCAUCCCUUCUCUUGCUCCAUGGUUUCUCUUGCCCUCCUUUCUUUGGCUCUGUGGUUUCUCUUGCCGUCCCUUCUCUGGGUCUGUGGUUUCUCUUGUCAUCACUUCUCUUUCUCCAUAGUUUCUCUUGCUAUUCCUUCUCUUGCUCCAUGGUUUCUCUUAAUGUCCCUUCUCUUGCUCUAUGGUUUUUCUGGCCACCCCUUCACUUGUUCCAUGGUUUCUCUUGCCAUCCCUUCUCUUGCUCUGUGGUUUCUCUUGACAUUCCUUCUCUUGUUCCAUCUUGCUGUCCCUUCGCUUGUUCCAUCCCUUCUCUUGCCGUCCUUUCUCUUGCUCCGUAG
This is a messenger RNA of Acanthosepion pharaonis, 1119 nucleotides long. The record is from the annotation of a GenBank genome assembly. Lineage: Eukaryota; Metazoa; Mollusca; Cephalopoda; Sepiida; Sepiidae.